Molecule: messenger RNA, 2816 nt
Organism: Dimorphilus gyrociliatus
Lineage: Eukaryota; Metazoa; Annelida; Polychaeta; Dinophilidae
Source: the annotation of a GenBank genome assembly
AGAUUGUGAAAAUUUAGAGAAAGGUCAUGGUCACGUUGUCGCGGAAAAUGUUCAACUAAGACAAUUAAAGCUUUAAAAUGGAUCUAGCUAAGAGCAUUUUAGGCGUUCAUGCUCCAGAAGGGUACAGUUCAAAACGUCUACAACGUGAGUUUUAAUCAUUUAUUAGAUUAAAAUUGAUAAGAUCAUUUAAAGUUAAGUGUAUAUAAAUAGAAGUAUGACAGCUGUUGUUACCGUCAGCUAAACACAUUGAAGCCAUGUAAUAAUCGAUCAUAUUUUAGCCUCAGCGACUAGCGAAUCUUAUUAAAAGUGCAAUGACUCUAAGAUACUUAAUUGAAGUGACGAACUGAUACAGAUCUAGUUCAUUUUCAAAACUCAACUUGUUUACUUUAGAAAUUUUCACAUUAUCCUCUAUUUUCUAAAAGAAGAACACGUUAUUUUUAUUAAUGACCGGAAAUAAACAAGAAUAUAAUAUUCUACAGUCCGAAACUUUAUCCGAAGACGAAGAUGAAGGAACUAUAGUGACAGGAGAUGGAAUAAGUGUGUCUGCUCCUUUACAGUAUGAGGGCUCCGACGGAUUUGUACCAACACCUGGGGGACCAUUCUCAGCUCUCACAGCAUCUAUGUGGCCACAGGAUAUACUAUCUAGAUUAAAUAAUACUCCUGAAGAUGCAUCGGGUCAACUCGAUUAUAGAUAUGACGAAUUUGGAUUUAAAGUUGAAGAAGAAGACGGUCCUGAGCAGAAUUCAAGUAAACUUUUAAGUACACCUUUUAUAGAAGAUUCUCAACAACGUUUAAAGUGGACGGCCUAUUUAGAAUUUACGCAUAAUGAAAUUGGAGAUUUAACUUGGGAUAAAGUUGAAAAACGCCUACCUCGCUCUGAAAAGUUAAGGGGUAUGGUUAAACAGGGUAUACCUCAUUCAAUGAGACCUCAAAUAUGGAUGAGGUUAACUGGAGCCUUAGAUAGAAAAUUAAAGCCGGAAACUUCCUAUAAAGAUAUGGUCAAAGCCAGUUCAAUUGAUCAUUUAGUGACUUCAAAGCAAAUUGAAAAGGAUCUUUUAAGGACAAUGCCGAAUUGUGCCUGUUUCAGCAAUAUAAAUAGUACAGGGAUACCUAGAUUAAGGCGUAUAUUACGUUGUAUUGCCUGGUUAUAUCCAGAUAUUGGCUAUUGCCAAGGCACAGGAAUGAUAGCCGCUUGUUUAUUAUUGUUUAUGGAAGAGGAAGACGCUUUCUGGAUGAUGUGUUCUAUAAUUGAAGAUUUAUUACCCGCUUCAUAUUUUUCAAGUUCACUUAUUGGCGUUCAAGCUGAUCAAAGAGUUUUGAGGCAAUUAAUAGUUACAUAUUUACCCGAAAUUGACGAAGCAUUCAAAAGUCAUGACAUAGAAGUUUCAUUAAUCUGUUUACAUUGGUUCCUAACUGCUUUUGCAAGUGUUGUACAUAUUAAAGUUCUUCUACGAUUAUGGGAUUUAUUUUUUUACGAAGGAUCUACUGUUCUUUUCCAAGCCACUAUUGGAAUGUUAAAAUUAAAGGAGGAUGAAUUAAUAUCUUUCGAAAAUUCAGCUCAAAUAUUCAAUUCGUUAUCAGAUGCUCCUGGUGACGUUCAAGACGUUGAUGAAUUAUUAGAUGUUACCUUUAAAAUUUCCGGCUCCCUAUCAGAUGUCAUUAUUGAUACUCAUAGAAGGAAACACUUGGCCUAUCUUAUGGCCGAUCAAGGUGCCAUUGUGAAUCCUGAGUCAAUGAAGAAUCUUCCAAAACAGAGAUUAAAUAAAAGACAACUAAAAAGGUCAAGGUCAUUAGUUUCGCUUCUACUAGGAUCAGGAACUGAAGAAGAAAUACAGAAAGCGAAGAAUAUUCAACAAACGGAAUUAAUGGUCAAUCUUCGAGAUGCAAUUUCACAAGUUGGCCGCCAUUUUCAGUCCUUGGAUCCGAAAAAUAACUUGCAAGCCGAUUAUACAAUGGAUAGUCAUGCAAAAGAUCUUGAAAAUUAUGCAAAUGUAGCACGAAAUAGACGGCGUCGAGCAAAAGCUUUAUUAGACUUUGAAAGACACGACGAUGAUGAAUUAGGAUUCAGAAAAAAUGAUAUAAUUACAAUUAUCUCCCAAAGAGACGAACAUUGUUGGAUAGGAGAAUUAAAUGGACUUCGUGGCUGGUUUCCUGCAAAGUUCGUUGAGUUACUAGAUGAACGAAGUAAAAGUUAUUCUUGCGCCGGCGACGACACAGUAACAGAGGCAAUCACUGAUUUAGUUAGAGGAGUAUUAUGUCCUGCUAUUAAAGCUAUAUUUGAGCAUGGAUUAAAAAAAUCGUACAUAUUAGCCGGUCCAGGUCAUCCAUGGUUAUUUGUAGAAGAGGCUGCUACUAAAGAAGUUGAAAAAGAUUUUCAAAGUGUAUACUCAAGACUAGUCCUAUGCAAAACAUAUAGAUUAGAUGAAGAUGGAAAAGUUUUAACUCCUGAAGAAUUAUUAUAUAAAGCUGUUCAAGGAGUGAAUCUAACUCAUGAUGUAGCACAUGCUCAAAUGGACGUAAAAUUUCGAUCGUUAAUCUGCUGCGGAUUAAAUGAACAAGUCUUGCAUCUCUGGCUGGAGACUCUUUGUUCAUGUACGGAGAUAAUAGAAAAAUACUAUUAUCCAUGGUCUUUUAUGAGAAGUCCUGGAUGGGUGCAAAUUAAGUGCGAAUUACGGGUACUUGCCAACUUACCAUUUGCCCUAUCUGAAGAUUGCGAACUUUCGGCACGUAAAAACAUCCAAAAACGUAUGCGCGAAAUCAAGGCGGGAGUUUUUGAUAUGCUUGUUAAACAUCAUCUCUUUAGCUGGGAUAUUUAG